Mandrillus leucophaeus (drill) is the source of this 636-nucleotide messenger RNA. RefSeq names its product endothelial differentiation-related factor 1-like. Lineage: Eukaryota; Metazoa; Chordata; Mammalia; Primates; Cercopithecidae. The record is from RefSeq and is a predicted model, not a curated record. Gene Ontology annotation, molecular function: DNA binding. Gene Ontology annotation, cellular component: nucleus.
UUCGCGGGCCAUGGCCGAGAGCGACUGGGACACGGUGACGGUGCUGCGCAAGAAGGGCCCCACCGCCCAGGCCAAGUCCAAGCAGGCUAUCUUAGCGGCACAGAGACGAGGAGAAGAUGUGGAGACUUCCAAGAAAUGGGCUGCUGGCCAGAACAAACAACAUUCUAUCACCAAGAACACAGCCAAGCUGGACCGGGAAACGGAGGAGCUGCACCAUGACAGGGUGACCCUGGAGGUGGGCAAGGUGAUCCAGCAGGGUCGGCAGAGCAAGGGGCUUACGCAGAAGGACCUGGCCACGAAAAUCAAUGAGAAGCCACAGGUGAUCGUGGACUAUGAGAGCCGACGGGCCAUACCCAAUAACCAGGUGCUGGGCAAAAUCGAGCGGGCCAUCGGCCUCAAGCUCCGGGGAAAGGACAUUGGAAAGCCCAUCAAGAAGGGGCCUAGGGCGAAAUGAACACAAAGCCUCGAAAUCAGUGCGCUCCAGCUGAUCUCGUUCUGCCAGUUCCCCUUGGCCGCCAGCACCGCCGUGGGUCUCCUCACGGCCAGGCCAGACGGAACAAGAGGUCCAGCUCGUGAGGGACCCUCCCCAGCCCAUUCCUGCUGUCAAACAAACAAAACCUUGCAAAGCGAAAAAAA